UCAAUUUUUACAAAUUGUACAACCGCAUUGGUGUUUAUCAAGCACAUCUAGGUUCGUCGUCUAUACGCUGGCGGCUAAACUGCGGCAGGGGUCCUGCCACCCGAACAGCGCGCCAGAACUUUUUGCCCCCUCGAGCCAGCCCUGCCAGCAAAACUUCAACUCAUCAACGAGCUUCGACUUUAACAAUCAAGAGUUCCCAUGCGCAACGUGGAAGCUACGACGGACUCGUGCAUCUUGGAAUCGGGAUGAAGUCAGAUUAAUGACCAGCCAAAAUGUCGGACUCUGAUUUCGCGCAAAUCACGCGACUCCAGCAGGAGCGCAACGCGGCAAAGGCUGCAGAGAAAGGGUCGCGCCUUGGCUCAUCGACCCAGAGAACAGAUACGACCAAGCAGAAGCUGACAGACAGUGCCGAUAAUGAGCUGUAUGAUAAUGAUGGAGGAGACAAGUUUGCGGGAUACCACAACUCUCUGCCAAUGGGCAACGACGCCGAUGAGGACGACGAGAUGGGCGCCGAUAACACACGGCGCCUCGUUGGCCAGUACACAGCACCUCGCGAGCUCGUCGAUGAGUUUGCACGGGGAGGUGGCGUCGAAGAAGAGGAUAUCUUGGCCGGCAGGGGCGAAAACAGCGGCCGUAUCACCGACCGUGAGACCGACUACCAGAAGCGCCGAUUCAACCGUGUCUUAACGCCGACUCGCGCUGACCCGUUCGCCGAAAACCGCCAAGCUGGAGUGAAUGAGAAUGGCACCAACUAUCGCGAAGUCAUGGAACUCCGAGAACUCGAACGAGAGGAGGAGAGAGUGCGGCUAGCGAUCGAAGCGAAAGCCAACGGCCGGGAGCCUGAAGGCGACGAACCUAAGCCCACUCUCAUCGAGGGCGAUAAGGAAAACGCAGAGGCUGGAUCUACCGAGGCUGCCGCUGGACGCAAGCGCAAGAAGAGAUGGGAUGUUGCUACUGCGCCCACUGAGGAAGAGCCCGCGGCCGACGACGGUGCAGCCAAGCCCAAGCGAUCACGAUGGGACCAGACACCAUCGAUUGGUGGUCCAGACGGCGCUGAAGCACCCAAGAAGAGAUCACGUUGGGAUCAAGCACCAUCUACUACUGGUGCGACAGCGGUGGCCGUUCCUCAGCAAGCACCUGCAGUGCCGACUUCCUUUGGAACAGACAUUUCUGCCCGCAACCUGCCUCUAAGCGACGAGGAGUUGAACGAAAUGCUCCCUGGCGAAGACGAGGGAUACAAGAUUCUGGUACCCCCUCCUGGAUACGAACCCACCCGUGCGCCUACUCAUAGACUGGUUGCGCCAGUUGAACAGACAGGCUUCAUGAUGCAGGACCCGGAUCAGGUGCGGUUGGGAGGCAAGCCUAUGCCGGCGGAGAUCCCCGGUGUUGGAGACCUCCAAUUCUUCAAGCCCGAGGAUAUGGCCUACUUCGGCAAGCUUACGGAUGGCGCCGAUGAGAAUGCGCUUACCGUUGAUCAGCUCAAAGAGCGAAAGAUUAUGCGAUUGCUCCUUAAAAUCAAGAACGGAACACCGCCAAUGCGAAAAACGGCCCUGCGUCAGAUCACAGAUAACGCUCGACAGUUUGGAGCUGGUAGUCUGUUUGACCAGAUUCUCCCACUUCUCAUGGAGAAGUCUCUAGAGGAUCAAGAACGCCACUUGCUCGUCAAGGUUAUUGACCGCAUUCUAUACAAACUGGAUGAUCUUGUUCGCCCAUAUGUGCACAAGAUCCUCGUCGUUAUCGAGCCUCUUCUUAUUGAUCAAGACUACUACGCUCGCGUAGAAGGUCGUGAGAUCAUUUCCAACCUCAGUAAGGCCGCUGGUCUAGCUACGAUGAUUAGUACCAUGCGUCCUGAUAUCGAUCACGUUGACGAAUAUGUGCGAAACACGACCGCCCGAGCCUUUGCUGUCGUAGCUUCUGCCCUUGGCAUUCCCGCGCUGCUCCCCUUCUUACGUGCAGUCUGUCGAAGCAAGAAAUCGUGGCAAGCCAGACACACUGGUGUCAAGAUUAUCCAGCAAAUCCCUAUCCUUAUGGGCUGCGCUGUUCUACCUCACCUCAAGGGUCUUGUGGACUGCAUUGGCCCCAACUUGAAUGAUGAGCAAACCAAGGUUCGAACAGUCACCAGUUUGGCCAUUGCGGCUCUUGCAGAGGCCGCCAACCCAUAUGGUAUCGAGAGCUUCGACGAUAUCCUAAAUCCCCUCUGGACGGGAGCCCGCAAACAGCGUGGUAAGGGUCUCGCAGGAUUCUUAAAGGCUGUUGGCUACAUCAUUCCCCUCAUGGAUGAAGAGUAUGCAAACUACUACACUAGCCAAAUCAUGGAGAUUCUACUCCGUGAAUUCUCCUCACCCGACGAAGAAAUGAAGAAGGUGGUCCUCAAGGUCGUUUCUCAGUGCGCGGGUACCGAAGGUGUCACCGCCGGUUACCUCAAGGAGCACGUUCUUGAUGAGUUUUUCAAGAGCUUCUGGGUUCGCCGCAUGGCACUGGACAAGCGCAACUACAGACAAGUAGUCGAGACGACCGUCGACAUUGGCCAAAAGGUUGGAGUCAGCGAGAUCAUCGAGCGCAUUGUCAACAACCUCAAGGACGAGAGUGAGGCCUACCGAAAGAUGACUGUUGAGACGGUCGAAAAGAUUGUAACUAGUCUUGGUGCUGCUGAUGUCGGUGAGCGCCUAGAGGAGCGUCUUAUUGACGGUAUUCUCCAUGCGUUCCAGGAGCAGAGUGUCGAAGAUGUCAUUAUGCUCAACGGCUUCGGAUCUGUUGUCAACGCGCUUGGCACCCGAUGCAAGCCGUAUAUCCCCCAGAUUGUCAGUACUAUCCUCUGGCGACUGAACAACAAAUCGGCAACCGUUCGUCAACAGGCAGCCGACCUUAUCUCCCGUAUUGCCAUGGUUAUGCAGCAAUGCGGUGAAGAUGCCCUUAUGGGUAAGCUAGGUAUUGUUCUGUACGAAUACCUAGGUGAAGAGUACCCCGAAGUUCUUGGUUCGAUCCUCGGCGCUCUGCGAUCCAUUGUCACAGUCGUUGGUAUCUCGCAGAUGCAGCCGCCAAUCAAGGACCUGCUGCCCAGACUGACGCCUAUUCUACGAAACCGUCACGAAAAGGUGCAGGAGAACACUAUCGAUCUUGUCGGCCGUAUCGCAGAUCGUGGCCCUGAGAGCGUCAACGCUCGUGAGUGGAUGCGUAUCUGCUUUGAGCUGCUCGACAUGCUCAAGGCUCACAAGAAGGGUAUCCGCCGCGCGGCAAACAAUACAUUUGGUUUCAUCGCCAAGGCUAUUGGUCCUCAAGAUGUCCUGGCCACUCUUCUGAAUAACUUGCGCGUCCAGGAGCGUCAGUCGCGUGUCAACACCGCCGUUGCCAUUGGCAUUGUGGCCGAGACUUGCGCUCCCUUCACAGUUCUGCCUGCGCUCAUGAACGAGUACCGCGUUCCAGAGCUCAAUGUGCAAAAUGGUGUGCUCAAGUCUCUCUCUUUCCUGUUUGAGUACAUUGGCGAAAUGGCAAAGGACUACGUCUACGCUGUCACACCUCUGCUCGAAGACGCCCUCGUGGACCGAGACCAGGUCCAUCGUCAGACAGCUGCUUCGGUGGUUAAGCACAUUGCUCUGGGCGUCAUGGGCCUCGGCUGCGAAGACGCCAUGAUUCACUUGCUCAACCUUCUCUACCCGAACCUGUUCGAGACUAGCCCCCACGUCAUCGACCGCAUCAUCGAAGCCAUUGAAGCCGUACGCAUGGCUACAGGCCCUGGCGUCGUCCUCAACUACGUCUGGGCCGGCCUCUUUCACCCGGCUCGCAAGGUGCGAACGCCAUACUGGCGCCUCUACAAUGACGCCUACGUCCAAGCGGCGGACGCCAUGGUGCCAUACUACCCCAACCUAGAUGGCGACGAGAUCGACCGUCCCGAGUUGGCUAUCAUCUUGUAAUCUGAUACACAACAGCAAGGAGAGACAGAAACGCGGGACGGAAAGGCCGUUUCCCGCCAGGGAUAAAACCGAAGAGGGGGGGUGUGUGAAUUGGCGCUGGAGAACGGAAAAGUAAAAACACGUGUACUUUGUAUGGGCAUUUUGUUUUGUUUUUUGUUUAGUCCAGCUUCUUUUAGUUUUUAGAUACCGGCUCCAAGGGAAGUGGCGCCGGGCGACACUGGGUGUGUCUUCUCUAUGUUUUUUUAUCAUGUAAUUGCCCGGGGUUUAUCUCGUACAUAGCAUGCGACAUGGCGUUUUGUAAUACAAUUGAAACUUAUUGUUCACAGCAUCUUCGAGUCCGUUUAGAGUUCAGCAACCUGUGUGUGCAAGGGGCGUGCCUGGACAAGUCCAGCAUGUGCAGCUGAGCAGGCCUAGACCUGCGGCCGCGGGAAGAUCAAAUGUGUAACUUGGUGGAGGACGCCUGCUCAUCCAUCUCCAUGGACCUGGAAAUCUUGAUACCGUCCCGUCAAACCCUGCCCUCCUGUGCAACUUAGCCGGCUGCCCGGAUCGACCUUACCGUCAGUUUGUAGCAACUUGGGUUGACAUUGUCGCCACCGCCUCCCUAGGCUAGAACGGGUAUACCAUCCGUUGGCUGUUUACAAGGAUCUGAGGAAAUGUGACAGCUGCAGUUCCAAGAAACAGGCUGCUGGGUUCGUCGAGUUUAUCCGGGUCAAUCACAUUUGCAUCGAGACAUGCGGCACAGGUUCCAACGGGCGCGCGCCGUUGUUAGCCGUUGGAAAACUCGUGUCUCGGCCGGUCUACGGCGUGAACAGCACCACAUCUCACAGCGCCACCACGAACAAGGGUGAGGACUGUCGCAGUGAUUUCCGCUUACAUAUGCAAGUUGAAUCGACGAGGCGCCGAAAACAAAACAAAAAAAAAGAGAAGGUGAGCGAAGUGCUAGCGCAACGGCACAGCAGAGGUCGAUCGGUUCAAGCAACAUUCCACCUUCGUAGGCCAACGCCAUGGGGGCCGUUAGGUCGGUUGAUGCCCAACGGCCGAGUGACCAGAACAAGCAGACGAUGAAAAGAAAGGGAGCUGUGGGCUGCGGCGUUGUUGAGCUCAAUUCUCAGCCUUUGCAAACGAAACAGGCGAUCACGAUGAAAAAGUGGCUGUUUGAGGGCCUGCGAACCGUGAUCAUGGGCAGGGCCGUUGUAAAGGCUGCAUAGUGGCGUUUGUGUGCUUUUUGCCCGGUGGGACAUGAUUCGUCUGGCGGGCUGUAAUGGCUUGCAUUGGCUCGAUGCAAGGUUAAGCUGGCGAUAGGACGCCUACUCACUCCUCAGCACAAUACGUCUAUGUACGAGAGACAGCGACUGUCAAGCGGGGGUGGGAACUUCACAGUGGCUGCAUGGCUGAGAGUCGGUGAUAGCUGGUGAGGAGGUUGGCGCCGGGACGAGCAUUUCCGUGGACAGGGCUGCUGCUAUUACUUUCGUUUUCCGCCUUUGUCUUUUUACUUUUCUCUUAGACAUGCGUUUGUUGCCACGGCCUGUAAUGCAGAGGGUGAUCAUCCAGAUGGAUAGACAAAUAGAAUUUGCUGGUCACCCGAGAAGUCGGGAGAUCUGCGAAAGCCUCAGCAUACGAUGGCUGCACCCUCUAAUCACACUGGACAUGCGAGCACUGCAUUAGCGCUCUGCGUCAGCAGAGCAAGACGAUGAAUAUUAUCCGAAAGAAAGCCAAGCGUUGCCUAGCGUAGAGUGUCGCGCAGCAUCCUGGCUUUCCGUCGUGUUGAGGGCGGAUGGAUUUGGGCAUAGCUUUCGGCAGCGUUUUGACCGUUGUUGCUGGUUGGACCCUGCAUCAUGGCAGUUUCGCCGUCGGCCCUGCGUGUGACAGCACCUCUCUUGUUGACGGGAUUGAUUGGUGCCCAACUGCCGGCAUGGCCCUGCCUGUGCAAUCCCAGUGCCCCGGGACGUGACAUCCCCGUGAGCCUUGAGAGGCUGACGAGGGGCCACCAGGCGUCGAGCAAGUCGAGAGUCGGACGCUGACCGCAUCGCAGUUUAGUCUCCAAAAAAGAAACGUGG
Messenger RNA from [Torrubiella] hemipterigena, 5968 nucleotides. The record is from the annotation of a GenBank genome assembly. Lineage: Eukaryota; Fungi; Ascomycota; Sordariomycetes; Hypocreales; Clavicipitaceae.